GCCAGUGUGACCAUUAAUCGCCGAUGUUGCCACAAUCGACGAAAAUUGUGUGAUAUUGUGUGAAGUGGAAAGAAUAAAAAAAAAACUUGGUGGCAAGAAAGACGUCGGGUGCCCACAAAAAAGAGUGUUGACUAUUGUAAGAAAAAUUGCAACGCGCCAAAUCCUGGCAAAACCGGAAGCAAAAAAAAAGAAAAAAAUCCACCAACAACAACAAGCAAAUUUUUUUUUGCUGGAAUUUUUCUUUUAAGUUUUUGUGUUGUUGAGGCGCUGACAACGACGAAGCGACGCCACGCCGCUUAACAAAACACAACAACAACAACAAUAUUAUUAGCAUAUAAUUUGUUUUUGCGCGCAGCCAUAACAAAAAACACACACACACACACAACAAUCAUGAACUCGAAACGCAUGAAAUACACAACGCCAACGAGCAAAGAGGAAAUUAUCAUACAACAACAACAACAGCAGCAGCAGCAGCAACACGAUGUUGUGGCAGAUGUGGUCGCCGAUGUGGAAGACGAAACCGGCGCCACAGAACUAUACACUUAUGCCUAUGCCACCAACGACGACGAAGUCGAUGAGGGCGAUGUCGAUGACGAGGAGAUCGAUGAUGUGGACGACGAUGUCGAUGGCGUUGUGACCAAUGCCCAAGAAGUGAUCAUCGAUGAGCAUGGGCAUGCGGUGACCUUGCAACAGCUGGUGGAGAACAGCACCGUCGAAGAGGUAGAGACCAUUGAACAAGGUGACGGCACACACACCAUUCUACACAUUGUGCCCAAUAUGCAGCAGCAACAUGUUGUCCAUGAUGUGGACGAUGUCGAGCACGAUGAACUCGAUGACGAUGUGGACGACGAGGAUGUGGAUGAUGGCGGCGAUAAUGUCGGUGUCGAGGAGGGCGAAGUCGAUGAUGUGGACGAUGAGGAAGCCGAUGGCGAUGAGGAUGAUGAUGAAUUGGGUUCGAUUGUGUACGAGGGCACCAUCGAUCACAGUCCCGAUUCCGAUUCGCAAUCGUCGCGCAACAAAACCUUCUAUUGCCCCAAUUGUGGCAAUUGCUAUAGCGCCGCCGGCUCAUUGAAGCUCCAUAUGCGCGCCUGUCUGCGGCAACGCAACGAAGUCUCGGCCGAGGAUCGCAAAUGCAAGGUGUGCAGCAAAAUCUUUAAUUCGGUGGCAUACCUCAAGGAGCAUAUGAUGCGACAUACGGGCGAACAGCCGUUCCGUUGCACACGCUGUUAUCGCAAAUUCGUCGAUGAAUCCAAAUACAAUACACACAUGGAUUCGCACAAGCAUCAGGAUAAACUUGAGGCCGAGGCGGAAGCAUUGGCCGCCCAACACGGUGGCAAAAAGGUUGUCGUCAAGGAGUUUACAUGCUCGUUCUGUGCGCAGAACUUUACGGUUGUCUUCGAUGUGGGGCAGGUGAAGCGUCGCUAUGCCUGCGAUGCGUGUCGCGACAAAUAUUCAAAUGCGGAGGCGUUGCGUCAGCACAAACAGCAGGUGGAGGAGAAGCGUGAAUUUAGCUGCGAGCGUUGCGGUCGCAAGUUUGUCUUCGAGGGUUUCCUGCAACGUCAUUUGCCAACCUGUGAUGGCAGCAUUAAGCGGCGUCGCGACAUGAAGUAGAGGUGGCAGCAACGUGAUGGCAGCUGGCGGCGACGUCGCAAGGAAAGGAGCAAACAACACGAUCACGAAGAGGAGGAGGAAGAGCAGAAUGAAGAAGAGGAAGAGUCACCGCCAAUGCGUUACGUUGUUAUUAAACAGGAGGAGCUGGAGGAGAAGCUAGAAGAGCUGUAGGAGGCGCCACACUAUCAGCAGCAGCAGCAGCCCAAGAGGCUGCCACGCCCCCCAAUACCAACACAAACACACAUGAACACACACACGCCCUUGUUUUAGCUAAAUAUUAUAGCUCUUAGAACUGUAAAGAAAACCACACAAAACCAAGAAAACAAUUUUCAUUUUAUACACACACACACACACACACACAUAUUGAGGAACUUAACACAUGCAUGUAAACUGCGCUUGUGGAACUUAAAUGCGAGCUGUCUUUUAUGGUUUGGCAUCCAAAGGAGAGCGAAUUGUCUUUGAUGUGGAACCUAAAUGCUAGCUGCUGUUGUGGAAUCCAAAGCGCAAGCUUGGCUGACGACAAAGCAGAAAAAACAACAGCGCA
Drosophila sulfurigaster albostrigata is the source of this 2155-nucleotide messenger RNA. RefSeq names its product zinc finger E-box-binding homeobox 1. Lineage: Eukaryota; Metazoa; Arthropoda; Insecta; Diptera; Drosophilidae. The record is from RefSeq and is a predicted model, not a curated record. The transcript has 2 exons. The coding region runs from base 391 to 1611 and encodes 406 amino acids. Gene Ontology annotation, cellular component: nucleus.